UGACUUUGUUGAAAGUGAUUGUCGACUUACACGUUUCCAGAAAAUGCGUUUCACUCACGUAGCGAUUUUCCUGUUCUUCGUGUUUUCAAUGUGUGUCCUGAUUGCUGCAGAGGAUGAAUCAAUUAUCAGAUCGACUAUUGAUAAAAUAACGGACGAUUGGGGCAGCGGACGCACUUCCAGCGAUGGAUGCAUCUGGAAGGGCACGUCUCCAUUUUGCGAUGGCGGCUGUAAUGUGGUGGGACACGUCGUUCGAGAAACGAGCUCAUCGGGUGAUGGUGAACGAUGUUUGACCGGCAUCAAAGUGCUUUGCUGCCCGUCCAAGGCUUAAACGUGGAAAUCAACAGCAAAUUCCUAAUGACCACCUCUACUAGAAAAUAGCCUGUAUAGAAAUAAAAAUGAAUAAAUAUACCAGUCGGACAAUAACAUUAUUCACCUGUUUCUGCAUGACAUUUGUUCCAACA
Messenger RNA from Daphnia carinata, 461 nucleotides. RefSeq lists its product as uncharacterized. The transcript has 4 exons. The coding region runs from base 44 to 328 and encodes 94 amino acids. Lineage: Eukaryota; Metazoa; Arthropoda; Branchiopoda; Diplostraca; Daphniidae. The record is from RefSeq and is a predicted model, not a curated record.